AUGUCACUGCAAAAACCCCCAAACUCGAUCAAGAUCCUGACGGGCAACUCGCACGUCAAGUUCGCGCAACAGAUAGCGGAGUACCUGAACAUGACGAUCGCAGAUAUCCAUGUGAUCGAGUUUUCCAACAGAGAAAGCGCCGUCUUGGUGAAGGAGAGCAUCAGAGACGAGGACGUUUACAUAAUCCAGACGGGGUGUGGCGGACCCGAGAAACUGAACGACUAUCUGAUGGAACUGUUGUUCUUGGUGCACGCGUGCAAGUCUGCCUCGGCAAGACGCAUAACCGCGGUUGUGCCCAACUUCCCUUACGCCAGACAAGAUAGGAAAGAUAAGAGCAGAGUGGCCAUCUCCGCGAAGCUGGUGGCUAAUCUGCUCGUCACCGCAGGGUGUCACCACGUCAUCACAAUGGACUUGCAUGCGUCUCAGAUUCAAGGAUUUUUCAACAUUCCUGUCGACAACCUUUACGCCGAGCCUGAGGUGCUGAAAUAUAUAAACUUGAAACUGUCCACGACAGACCUGGUGAUCGUGUCACCUGAUGCAGGCGGAGCUAAACGUGUUGCUUCGCUAGCGGACAAGCUGGAUACUCCGUUUGCCUUGAUCCACAAAGAGCGAGCCAAGGCAAACGAGGUGAGCCGCAUGGUUCUUGUGGGAGAUGUGACAGGUAAAGUGUGUGUUUUGGUGGAUGACAUGGCCGACACGUGUGGCACAUUGUGUAAAGCGUCCGAUCUGCUUUUGGAGAAAGGUGCCAAAUCGGUGGUUGCCAUGGUGACCCACGGAAUCUUUAGUGGCCAAGCGAUCCCAAGGAUCAACCAAGGGUCGUUGGAAAAAAUUGUGUGCACAAACUCGAUGCCCUUGACUGCCAUGGCAGAGGUGUGUCCCAAACUAGAAAUUAUCGAUAUUUGUCCGACAUUGGCAGAAGCUAUCAGGAGACUCCAUAAUGGAGAGUCUGUGUCAUAUCUGUUUACCAAUGCUGUAUGA
Ogataea philodendri is the source of this 978-nucleotide messenger RNA. RefSeq lists its product as uncharacterized. Gene Ontology annotation, cellular component: cytoplasm; ribose phosphate diphosphokinase complex. Gene Ontology annotation, molecular function: ribose phosphate diphosphokinase activity; magnesium ion binding. Lineage: Eukaryota; Fungi; Ascomycota; Pichiomycetes; Pichiales; Pichiaceae. The record is from RefSeq and is a predicted model, not a curated record. Gene Ontology annotation, biological process: ribonucleoside monophosphate biosynthetic process; 5-phosphoribose 1-diphosphate biosynthetic process; purine nucleotide biosynthetic process. The transcript has a single exon. Bases 1 to 978 code for a protein of 325 amino acids.